CAGGACGACGAGAAGCCCCGGUGCCCCCGCUGACCCCACGGGGGUCGGCCCGCAUGCCCCUCCCCGCUGCGGGGCCACGGGGGAGGCGGAAGCGGACGAGCCCGGCCCGGCCCUGGCGCCGGCUGGGGAGGGCGUCGCGGGGCGCUGGCGGUCCCGGCAGGAGCAGGUCGCCAUGGAGAGCCUGGCCGGCUACGUGUACAAGGCGGCCAGCGAGGGCCGGGUCCUGACCUUGGCCGCCCUGCUGCUGAACCGCUCCGAGAGCGACAUCCGCUACCUGCUGGGCUACGUCACCCACCAGGGUGGGCAGCGCUCGACCCCGCUCAUCAUCGCCGCCCGCAACGGGCACGCCAAAGUCGUGCGCCUGCUCCUGGAGCACUACCGCGUGCAGACCCAGCAGACCGGCACCGUCCGUUUCGACGGUUAUGUCAUUGAUGGCGCCACUGCGCUGUGGUGUGCAGCCGGGGCAGGGCACUUUGAGGUCGUGAAGCUUCUGGUCAGCCACGGGGCCAACGUCAACCACACGACCGUGACCAACUCCACGCCGCUGCGUGCCGCCUGCUUUGACGGGAGGCUCAACAUCGUGAAGUACCUGGUGGAGAACAACGCCAACAUCAGCAUCGCCAACAAGUAUGACAACACCUGCCUUAUGAUUGCGGCCUACAAGGGCCACGGGGACGUGGUGCGUUACCUCCUGGAGCAGCAUGCCGACCCCAACGCCAGAGCGCACUGUGGCGCCACCGCCUUGCACUUUGCGGCCGAGGCCGGCCACUUGGAGAUCGUCCGCGAGCUGGUGAAGUGGAAGUCCGCCAUGAUGGUGAACGGCCACGGGAUGACGCCCUUAAAGGUCGCCGCCGAGAGCUGUAAAGCUGACGUGGUUGAGCUGCUGCUGGCACACGCCGACUGCGACCGCAAGAGCAGGAUAGAGGCACUAGAGCUCCUGGGGGCCUCCUUUGCCAACGACCGGGAGAACUACGACAUCAUGAAGACCUACCACUACUUGUAUUUAGCCAUGCUCGAGCGGUACAAACAUAGCGAGGACGUUAUAGAAAAGGAAGUCUUGCCUCGUAUCGAAGCAUACGGCAACCGCACAGAAUGCCGGACUCCCCGGGAACUGGAAUCCAUUCGGCAGGACCGGGAUGCCCUGCACAUGGAAGGCCUCAUCGUCCGGGAGCGCAUUCUGGGCUCGGACAACAUCGAUGUCUCCCACCCGAUCAUUUACCGUGGGGCCGUCUAUGCGGACAACAUGCAGUUUGAACAGUGCAUCAAGCUCUGGCUGCAUGCCCUGCAUUUGCGGCAGAAGGGCAACCGGAACACCCAUAAGGACCUCCUCCGGUUUGCUCAGGUGUUCUCCCAGAUGAUACACUUGAAUGAGCCAGUGAAGGCCAGGGACAUCGAGAGCGUCCUGAGGUGCAGCGUCCUGGAGAUAGAGCAGGGGAUGGCCAGGGUCAAAAGCUCUCAGGACGCUGAGCUCCACACCGCCAUGGACAACUAUGAAUGCAAUAUCUUCACCUUCCUGUACUUGGUGUGCAUCUCCACCAAGACCCAGUGUAGGGAUGAGGAGCAGUCCCGCAUUAACAAACAGAUUUAUAACUUGAUUCACCUCGACCCCAGGACACGAGACGGGUCUAGCUUGCUGCACCAUGCGGUCAACUCCGGCACACCAGUGGAUGAUUUUCACACCAAUGACGUCUGCAGCUUCCCCAAUGCACUGGUCACAAAGCUCCUCUUGGACUGCGGGGCGGACGUCAACGUGGUGGACAACGAAGGGAACACUCCGCUGCACGUCAUAGUCCAGUACAACCGGCCAAUCAGUGAUUUUUUGACCUUGCACUCUAUCAUUAUCAGCUUGGUUGAGGCUGGUGCUCAUACAGAUAUGACUAACAAACAAAAGAAAACCCCUCUUGACAAAAGCACCACUGGUGUGUCGGAAAUACUCCUGAAAACUCAGAUGAAACUGAGUCUGAAGUGCCUGGCCGCUCGAGCUGUGCGUGUUUAUCACAUCAGCUAUCGCAACCAGAUCCCGAAAGCACUGGAAGAAUUUGUAGGAUUCCACUAGGGCCACCCAGAGAUGGCGGUGCUUCUUCCUCCCUCGAAGGGUCAAGCACUGGUCAAUAAAAGAGAGGGCAGAGAUUUUGAAUGUCCUUGUCCUCCCUCUUAUUUUGGUAGCAAAUGUGCACCAACCAGCCCUUCAUAAACUGGCUCAGUCACUUUGGUCUGUGAACUUAGCCUCUGGUUUCUGAAGUUCUGGAUGGCAGAACUCACAAAGUUUUGCUUCUCUCUUAGUGAAAUGGGUGGUGCUGGUGGUGAGGAAAUCAACCUAAGCUAGAAUUGGUGUAAAAUAUUUUGAUACUAUGAUGCACACGGGUUUUACCAUUGACAGCCGAGAAUGCUUUAAGCAGCUACAUGCAAAGAGGUUUGCAUUUAACGAGUUGAGCCAGCGUGUUACCUAUGCAGCCAUUUGGAAAGUUGUCUUGAGGGUGUAAGAGAGUAGGAAAGAGUAGGAAGGCUCUUACUGCUGGAACAGUACUGAAACAUACAACGCAAUCCAGGGAAAUUAAUUCUUCACCAGCCUCUUUUUAAUGCCUUUCAUGUCUUACUGAAGAUGUCAGUAACAUUGAUUUUUAAUUUCUUCUUUCCGUGGAAUGAAAAUAAUGGGUCGUUUCCCUUGAAGCCAAAGGAAAAUGCAGGUUAACAUCCGAGUGUGGGAAUGGGUGUCUCCUCACUGCUUAAAUUCUUAGCAUCACCUUGGUUUUUGCUGUGAAAGUAAAGCAGGCUUAGCUCUAAAUCAAAGUCUUUAUCAUGAAGCAUUUAAAAAAAUCAGUUGUAUGAGUUUGCAUGAAACAUGUUUUUGUUUUCCCGAUGAGGUAACGCAGCCUCCCCCAGUCAAGCACCCUGGAACUUUGUGGCACUGUGACCGUAGCCCCCCCCCCCCCCGGGGUUGCAGUCAUGCAUGCGUGGAGGGCGCUUGGUUUUGAAUGGCCAGGCUGGAGCACUCUGUUUCAGGCCAGGUCUUGCUCUCACACCGGCUGUGUUAAUCUGAAACACAUUUUCCUGCUACCUUCCAACUUGCUGGCAAACCAGAAUGCUCUAAGUUAUGAGCUCGUUUUAUUUGGGAAAUAAAUGCCCUGGCAGGGAAGGAUCAGGGAAGAAUAGCCAGUUGUGCUCACAGCUCUACCCUGCUAUUAAAAUAAUACCUAUUUUUCAGUAUUUCAGGAAAAUAGAUUCCCAUCCGCAAAAAAGCCUCUUUCCCUCCCAGCAAACAACCUAAAUUAGGCUAUUUAAAAAAUCAUUAGCAGUAUCUCGAUUGUAAGAAAAAUAUUUGACUUGUGAAAAGUGUCUGUCCUGAACAGAAACUUCAGCAGCCAAAUGUCACUUUUCAAACAGGUCACUGAAAACACUUGCCAUUAUUUUAAAUGCCACUUUCUAACUGUCAGAUGGUGGAAGAAUGUUCUGCAAUCAUUUUUAAAAAAUGGAUAUGAGAGCGCUAAUAAAAAGGGGCAUCCAGGCA
Varanus komodoensis (Komodo dragon) is the source of this 3508-nucleotide messenger RNA. RefSeq names its product fem-1 homolog B (gene FEM1B). The transcript is spliced from 2 exons. The coding region runs from base 173 to 2056 and encodes 627 amino acids. The record is from RefSeq and is a predicted model, not a curated record. Lineage: Eukaryota; Metazoa; Chordata; Lepidosauria; Squamata; Varanidae. Gene Ontology annotation, molecular function: protein binding.